Laetiporus sulphureus 93-53 is the source of this 2592-nucleotide messenger RNA. RefSeq lists its product as uncharacterized. The transcript is spliced from 2 exons. Bases 153 to 2411 code for a protein of 752 amino acids. Lineage: Eukaryota; Fungi; Basidiomycota; Agaricomycetes; Polyporales; Laetiporaceae. The record is from RefSeq and is a predicted model, not a curated record.
UCCAGUUCUCCCUCGCCUGUCGACACUCCUGUUACAUUGAUCCUCAUGUUGGCCAAGAAGGUGGUCGACCAGAAGGCGAAAGCACUCUCACCUGUUGGCCCCUUAGUCAAGCUGGUCAUCAUGUUGGCCAAGAAGGUGAUCGACGCGAAGGUAUGUGUGGACGGCUGACUAGUACAUCGACGGCUCGCAGUCUGGAGCAACAGGCCCUCCCUGUCAAGCCGGAGAUGGUCCAGGAGGAGGUUGAGGUUGGGGUCGUUCCCGAGGAGGGCAUCCAGACGAAAGACCAGGGCAAGGCAAGGAGAAGGCGAUGGAGGAUGUUAAGGUCGACGAGGACAACAUCGACGGCAUGCCUCUCGAGUUCAAGAAGACAUGCAGCCGAAUGGAGGAGAAGAAGCCAGAGCUUGGUCCCGUCAAGAAGGAUGUCUCACCUGCUGCUGGCGGCCCUCGUACGAGCUACAACUAUGAGUCAGUCAACCAGCUGCUCCAUAAGCAGGCCACGGCGAUCUCGCAAGCCAACCAUCUUCAAUCCCAUUCGGAGUCGUGCAAGUCGGACUCUCGUCCCCCCAUCGCCACCGCCAGGAAACCACAGUGCCCUGCAGUCGGGCCUGCCCCAACUGGACCGUCUGGUUCUCAUGGUCCAGUCGAUUCUGAUAGUCGCCACGCUGGUGGCUCUAGUUCCUCUCAUCUCGCUAGUCACUCCGCUCGUACUUGUCGUAGUUCAGACCAACCGGCUCCUCGUGCUUCUGGCUUUCUUUGCUACUGGGAAUCGCACCGCGCCUGUUAGCGGUCGUCCAUUGCGACAAGCCUUGCGGGGUUUGAACACUAUGGAAGUGUUCUCCCUUUUCCUCUCUACCAUGGGGAAGGUUGAUCAGUUCACACCUGCGCAAGACCAUGAUCAAUCGACAAGGAUCAACUUCGGCGUAAUCAAGUCGAUCCCUCCAUAUACAGAUCUAGGGUAUGACCAUCUUAUGAAGGAGAAUCCUUUCGAUCCAGAUUCUAUGCUUUUGCUCGGUGAGGCUGUCAAGGAUGGUUAUAUGGCGAAUCAUGGCCGUCCGCUUCUUGGAACCCAAUAUCAGCAUGGAUCGGAUGAUGUCAAGAAGGGCAUAAUUGCAUUCGCCAAAAUGAAGUUGCUCAAUGAGAACAUCGUAGCAAUCUAUUCAGAGAAAGAGGAUUGCAAACUCAAGUCCCUCGACACUCUGCUGACUUCUCAGCAGAAGUUUGCUUGUUUGUCCCAGCGACUUGCGCUCCAGUUCCACUCAAUAAACUAUAUUCUCCCCGAGGAGCGGGAGCAGGUGGAAUCGCAUAUGCGCAUCUGCCUGGAGGUCGAUGAGAGAUCGAAGACGAUGAAGUCCACGUCGGGCUCUGAACCUCUCUUGGCUGAGGCCGCAGCAGAGUUAAUGCAAGACUUCGAUCCUGUCACUGCUCUUGUACCAGUCUUGUCAGGUUUCUCCAUCCAUGUGGGAGACCGAGGUGACCUUGUAGCCUCAGCUAUUCUGCUCCUGCAUCGUGAUGCCAUGGUCAGAAAGGCAAUUGAGCAUGGGAAGGGGAAAGAGGAGGCCCGCGUCGUCCCUUUAUUGGAUUACCUCACCGCCCUUUUCCCCACCGCCAGGGAAGACAUCCUCAAGGCUCGGCCGUCUGGCGGCAAGGUGCCGACGUCCAAAAAGUUCACAUUGAAGGACGAUCUCCAGGGUGCUUGCUUCCACUUCAACCACCAGUUCGAGGUACACGACGACGGCGUUGUCAAGCGCGUGUAUAUGGUUCGAUUCCACAGCCGCUCAGCCAUGAUAAUUUGUGGUAACUGUCAGUCGGGCAUCGUCGACCUCAUGUUUGCAUUCUGUGCUUCCAGUCCAAAACUCUCCAUCAAUAACACCGGCUUGGUCCUGGUCCAGGUCACGCUUGAUUCUCGCGACACGCACGAGCCUGACUGGAGCUUGCAUGACCUGAUGGAUCCCGCACGCCUUCAGUUGUUCGACGGAGAGGAGCCAGAGGACCACAAGACACCUGUUCCUAUCAUUCGCAUCGUCUUCGCUUUCGGCGCUAAGACGGCGGCGGUGCACGUCCGACCACAGCCACCUGCUGCAGAGCGUGCAAAAGAUGCACGGUUCCGAACGUAUGACAUCUGGUGCUCUGGAAUGAGCAGCAGGACACUGGGACCGGUGAACAAUAUCAGCAGUUGGGAGGCUCUGUUGGCGCGUGUGGACAUUUGGCAUUCGAUCUAUAGUACGAGCAAGGUCGGUCAGGACGGGCGUCAGUUGGUCUCCCCGAUGAAGAGCAACUUGAGGAAGCAGCAGAUGAUGGGAGCAGCAGAAAUGCCAGCAUUUUUCAGCCAGUGGGUCGAGGAUAAAAGAGGCCUUUGCCCCGACAAGCCACCUAAGACAGAGCGAAGCACUAGGUCAAGGCCGCAGAAGUAGCUGCUAUGUCGCAAUUGUGGGCUGUCCGUAUUCUGAUGUUUCGCACCGUGUUUCAUACGUCUCAUGGCUGCAUGGACACGGACGACUUGACAUUCGGACUAGAUCUGGAUGGAAUGGAAUGAAACGGGUCUUUGUAUCUGUAUCUCAAUACGUUGAAUAGAAUGAAUCAUACAAUGAGGGA